UAAUAUCUUUAUCGAAAACACAAAAUGAUACGAAAGACCAGCAGAAUUCACAGCGAAUGCGCAGCAUCUGAAUGGAUCAAUGGGGUGCCCGUUUUAUCAUAAAAACUUGGAAGUUAUUUCAUGUGGAAAUAAUUAGAUAUUGAUCAAUCAUACAAACUGGACAUAAAGAACAUACUGAAGAUAAAUUACAAUACAGCCAAAUUUUAUAGAGCAUUUGCUCUGAAUUCCUUAUAUACUAUUAAUUAUUGCUAAUAAUUAAAAAUUUAAGGCAUAACUAAAAUAUAUUUAACUUCAUGUAACUAAAAUAAUACUAGUAAAAGAAAGCCAUGCAUCGUAGAAGUGAUAUAAACGCCUUUAAUUAAAAUUAUUAAGAGAACGUAACUUCAAAAGUAUUGUUUGAAAUCCCCUAUAUUGGUUGGGCAAUGAAUGCUGAUAUCCGUGACAAAAUACGGGGUCUUAUUGGCAAACCAAUACUCAAAGGAAUGGGAAAGCUUUCCAAAUUUCGCCAAGUAAUAGCAAAUAAACGAGGAACGUUUCUACCAGGGAAAUUACAUAUAAAAAUUGAAUGCAAAUCUUUGCAGAUUGUAACAUGCAGAUCAAAAGCAUGUCUGUAAGAUAUUUCAUUUUUCUGGCCAUAAUUAUACGGCAAUAUGCAAAAGGAAAACAUUCUCAAACGUUUAAUAAUCCUGGUUAUUUCAAGAUCGGUGGGAUGCUUUCUGAUGGAGACAGUGAAGCAUUUUUUAAUGAGACCAUUGAUAACUUAAAUUUUGCUUCUCAGUAUGUGAAUAAAGGAGUGACUUAUGGCCAUGUUGUUAUAGCGAUGGAUUCUAAUCCUAUUCGAACCGCUUUGAAUGUUUGCAAGUUUCUUAUAGCUCAAAAAGUAUAUGCAAUUAUAGUGUCACAUCCUCCUGUAGGAGAAUUAUCACCUGCAGCUGUGUCAUACACAAGUGGAUUUUAUCACAUUCCUGUAAUUGGUAUCUCAUCUAGAGAUUCUGCGUUUUCUGAUAAGAACAUUCAUGUUUCAUUUCUUCGUACGGUACCACCAUAUUCACAUCAAGCUGAUGUGUGGGUUGAACUGUUAAAGUACUUUAACUACAUGAAAGUCAUAUUCAUACAUAGUUCUGAUACUGAUGGACGUAGUUUAUUGGGCAGAUUUCAAUCCACGUCUCAAAUUCUUGAGGAUGACAUGGAAGUGAAAAUUCAGGUUGAAAAUGUCAUCGAGUUCGAACCUGGACUGAGUAAUUUUAAAAGUGAAUUACUUCUUUUAAAAAGUGCCCAAUCAAGGGUUUAUCUUAUGUAUGCAUCUGCAGAAGAUGCCGAAAUUAUUUUUAAAAAUGCUGCUGAACUCAAUAUGACAGGAGCCGGGUAUGUUUGGUUAGUUACCGAACAAGCUCUUAAUUCUAAUAAUGUUCCAGAAGGUGUAUUAGGAUUGAAACUAAUUAAUGUGACGAACGAAAAAAGUCAUAUCAAGGAUAGUUUGUACGUUCUUGUAUCAGCUUUACGUGAAAUGAAUCAGACUGAAAGUAUUACAGAGGCACCUCAAGAUUGUGACAAUUCCGGCUUGAUUUGGGAAACAGGAAAAAAACUUUUCGAAUACGUGAGACAGCAAACUCUUGAGAAUGGUGCCACUGGACGAGUGGCUUUUGAUGAUAAUGGUGAUCGCAUAUAUGCUGAGUAUGAUGUAGUGAAUUCAAGAUUGUCUAAUAAAUUCGUUUCUGUUGGUCAAUAUUACUAUUCUUCGGAAUCAAGCAAAAUGAAAUUAAUAGUGAAUGAUUCAAUCAUUAUUUGGCCGGGAAAAAUAAAAAAUAAGCCAGAAGGAUUCCUUAUACCAACACAUUUAAAAGUUUUGACUGUUGAAGAAAAACCGUUUGUUUACGUCAGAAAAGCUACAGGGAUGAAAUGUGAAGUAGAAGAAGUCCUUUGUCCAAAUUAUAAAUCUAAUAAAGGAAAAUGGAUCAAAACAAAUUAGACGUCUUGGACAUCACGGACAUGGGAGGCACCAAGGUCCACAUAAAGUUCAAAGGCAGAGAAGUUAGCGCCAUGAAAAACUUCAUGACACAU
Nasonia vitripennis (jewel wasp) is the source of this 2061-nucleotide messenger RNA. Its product is annotated as glutamate [NMDA] receptor subunit 1. Gene Ontology annotation, biological process: G protein-coupled receptor signaling pathway. NCBI's taxonomy places the organism in Eukaryota, Metazoa, Arthropoda, Insecta, Hymenoptera, Pteromalidae. The record is from RefSeq and is a predicted model, not a curated record. Gene Ontology annotation, molecular function: G protein-coupled receptor activity. The transcript has 11 exons. Gene Ontology annotation, cellular component: membrane. The coding region runs from base 566 to 1969 and encodes 467 amino acids.